AACAAUCGCGGGAGCCAUGGAUGUCACGGCUGGGCUUACAACGGACGCCGCGGCUUAGUCAGGGUGGUUUUCAAAACAGAAUGAGCUACAAACACCUACAAUCUACAAGCUCCAACAAAACAAAAACUAUAGAUACAACUGAACUGCUCUACAACUGAAAAACGGAUGCAUGUCUUAACAUAAACUAUGAUAUUAUGUACGUACAUUCGAAGACACACCGUUGAACGUAAACCUGAAGAUACGCCACGAAUACGAGUUUUUAUCAUCCAGCCACUGCCAAGCCAACUGUCCUCUUGAGGUCAACUGUCAAUAGGGCAAAGGCGCCUCCUACAUUAUGUUUACCGAGACGUGGGUGGACUUCCAGAAAGAGUCUCGCUGUCGCUGCCGUCGCCACGAUGCCCUGGUGCCAACUGCAUCGCAUGCAGAUCAGAGCUGUCGAGCGCAGCGGCCGCAGUACCGCGCUGCACCUCGUCCCGGCACCGCGCUCGCCAGAUCGCCGAUCGGCAGCGGACUGUCGCACGUUUCCCGCCAUUUUCACGCCGGCUGCCGCAGCUGACACCCGCUUACGCGCGAAGCGACGCACGCGACAUUCCAUUUUCGAAUUUUUAAAACAUUCCAAACUGUGAUUAUGACAUUCCUUUUUUAAGUUUUCAGUGUUGUGUUCCAUUUCUUAAUUUAAAUGUGGGUAUUCUGUAAAAGAUGUCCCGCGCAUCGUCGUUUAAAACCGUUUUUUAACUAAAAUCUCUUUAAAAGACUGUGCGUGAAGAAAUGACGAAAUACAAGUUGAACAACACAGUGCGGUCGGCGUCUGAGGUGACGUUGACUUCUUACAUGACCGGGAGCACCGACAGCAGGACGGACCGGCCGUACCAGAUCCAGAUGGACACGAACCAGAACGAUACGGUGAACGCGGAGUCGAAUAGGAAUCUGGAGGCGAAGACGUGUCACGUGUGUCCUCACUCCUGCGAGUUUCUGGAGAACAGUGGCAAGUUCGCGGCUUCGCUGGUGAAGGAGAGUGACCGGUUCGGGCUGAACGAGCUGAAGGUGGAGGGCCUGGAGCGCAACGUGUGCUUGUGCGAGAAGUACAACGGCGGCUGCAAGCUGUGCCCGCGGCCUACCACCGGCCUGCCGCUGGGCCUGGACGGCAAGGAGGCCUGCCUGGCCUGCCACGACUCCGCGCCCGACCAGUACAAUCACCCCAAUGGGCUAUACCCAAGCAAAGACAGCGGCAGCGAGGCGGGUGGCUGGCGAGACGUGGGCGGCUGGCGGCGGCGGGCGGCGCGGAGGGCGCGCGCCUGUUGCUCCACCAAGACGCUGCGCCGCCGCCUGCCCAUCCUCAGCUGGCUGCCCAAGUACUCGGCCAGGAACGGGCUCUCCGACGCCAUCGCAGGAACUUGGGAGGACUGCAUCGAGUCGCGUGCCUGCUGCUCCACCAAGACGCUGCGCCGCCGCCUGCCCAUCCUCAGCUGGCUGCCCAAGUACUCGGCCAGGAACGGGCUCUCCGACGCCAUCGCAGGAACUUGGGAGGACUGCAUCGAGUCGCGUGCCUGCUGCUCCACCAAGACGCUGCGCCGCCGCCUGCCCAUCCUCAGCUGGCUGCCCAAGUACUCGGCCAGGAACGGGCUCUCCGACGCCAUCGCAGGCAUAACAGUGGGUCUCACAGUGAUCCCGCAGGCGAUAGCGUACGCGGGCGUGGCGGGCCUGCCGCCGCAGUAUGGGCUGUAUUCGUCCUUCAUGGCGUGCUUCGUCUACACCGUCUUCGGCUCCGUCAAGGACUCCGCCAUCGGGCCCACCGCCAUCGCCGCCAUCUUGACGAGGGAGAACUUACACGGGCUCGGGCCGGAGUUCGCUGUACUACUGGCUUUUCUCUCCGGCUGCGUAGAGCUGCUUAUGGGAAUACUGCAGUUGGGGUUCCUGAUCGACUUCAUCAGCGGGCCGGUGUCGGUGGGCUUCACGUCGGCGGCCGCCAUUAUCAUCGCCACCACGCAGGUCAAGGACAUCCUCGGCCUCAGCUUCCCCGGCGGGAAGUUCCUACAGGUGUGGACGGGCAUGUACGAGCACAUCGGCGAGACGCGACUGUGGGACGCCGUGCUCGGGCUCUCUUGUAUCGUGCUGCUGCUACUGCUGCGGAAAGUGAAGGACAUCAACGUGAGCGGGUCGGGGUCGGCGGCGCCCAGCCGCGCGCGCGCCGCCGCCGCGCAGGCGCUGUGGUUCCUGUCCACCACGCGCAACAUCCUCGUGGUGCUCGCGUGCGCGGCGCUAGCGUACUACUUCGACACGCAGAACCAGGCGCCUUUCGUGCUCACGGGCGACGUGAAGCCGGGGCUGCCGCAGCUGUCGGCGCCGCCGUUCUCGGCGACGGUGGGCAACCACACCUACACGUUCGCGGAGAUGGCGUCCACGCUCGGCUCCGCCAUCUUCGUCGUGCCGCUGCUCUCCAUCCUCGAGAACAUCGCGCUGGCUAAAGUCUUCUCGGAGGGCAAGUACGUGGACGCGACGCAGGAGAUGCUGGCGCUGGGCGUGUGCAACAUUGCGUCGGCGCUGGUGGACUCCAUGCCGGUGUCGGGCGCGCUGUCCCGCGGCGCCGUCAACCACGCGUCCGGCGUCGCCUCCACCGCCGGCGGGCUCUACACCGGCGCGCUCGUGCUGCUGUCGCUGCAGUACUUCACGCCGUACUUCUACUACAUCCCGAAGGCGUCGCUGGCGGCCGUGAUCAUCGCGGCCGUCGUCUUCAUGAUGGAGCUUCACGUUUUCAAGCCCAUUUGGAGAACGAAAAAGCUGGACAUAAUCCCGGCGGUGGUGACGUUCGGCGCGUGCCUGCUGACGCGGCUGGAGCUGGGCAUCGUCAUCGGCAUCGCCGUCAACCUCAUGUUCCUGCUCUACGCCUCCGCGAGACCUUCCGUCAAGGUCACGCGCGCUGUGUCGCGCGACGGCGUGGAGCACCUGGUGGCGACGGUGGACCGCGCGCUGGCCUUCCCGUCGGCGGAGUUCGUGCGGCGCGCGCUGCGCAAGGCGGCCGAGCGCGAGCCGCUGCCGCUCGUGCUCGACGCCACGCACGUGCAGGCCGCAGACUUCACCGCCGCCAAGGGCAUCAAGUCGCUGAUCGAGGACUUCCACGCGCGCGGGCAGACGAUCAUCUUCUACAACGUGAAGCCGUCCAUCGCGGGCGUGUUCCGCGGCGUGCGGCCGCGCAGCUUCCUGCACGUGGCGCGCCGCGACGACCUCGACCGGCUGCUGCUGCAGGCGCGCGCCGCCCGGCCCGCGCUCACAGGUUAAGUGCUGACGAGCAGAGGCCCCGCUGCAGAUCUCCUCAGUUCCAGACACGACAGUAUUUAUUAGUGUGUACAUAGACGACGUGCGAUGUAUUUAUUAGUCUCGUUGUAAGUAGAUUAGCUAGCGUAGUCAGUUGUGGUAAGAGUAAAUAAAAUGUUGAUUAUU
This is a messenger RNA of Ostrinia nubilalis (European corn borer), 3438 nucleotides long. RefSeq names its product sodium-independent sulfate anion transporter-like. Gene Ontology annotation, cellular component: plasma membrane. The record is from RefSeq and is a predicted model, not a curated record. NCBI's taxonomy places the organism in Eukaryota, Metazoa, Arthropoda, Insecta, Lepidoptera, Crambidae. Gene Ontology annotation, molecular function: secondary active sulfate transmembrane transporter activity. The coding region runs from base 769 to 3276 and encodes 835 amino acids. The transcript has 19 exons. Gene Ontology annotation, biological process: transmembrane transport.